Eruca vesicaria subsp. sativa (arugula) is the source of this 471-nucleotide messenger RNA. The record is from the annotation of a GenBank genome assembly. NCBI's taxonomy places the organism in Eukaryota, Viridiplantae, Streptophyta, Magnoliopsida, Brassicales, Brassicaceae.
AUGGACUUUCAGCCACAACCUCCGCCGUCUUCUGACCCUUCUCCGUCGCCCUCUGACCGUCCACCAGGAAUCACAUCUCCGGAGACGCCAUCAAACAAUCAGAACAACGAGAUUGAGGACAUAAUGGGAUGCGUCACGGCUUUAGAAGCAGCAUUGCUGCCAUGUUUGCCAGCUAGAGAGCUUCAAGCCAUCGACCGCUCUCCUCAUCCUUCUCAUCAAAUUGAUGUUGAGCGUCAUGCUAGAGAUUUCAUGGAAGCUGCUAAAAAGCUUCAGCUUUAUUUCAUGGGAUUGAAGCGAGAAGAUCACGCGCCCACAAGAGCUGAAAGUCUUAGGAAGGAGAUUGCAGUCAUGGAGGAAGAGCUUAAGACAAAAGAGGAGCUUAUAAAGAAGCACUCAAGGCUUAUCCAAGAAUCACAGAAGCUAGUGAAAGAUCAGAUUGAGAAACACAGAGUGGAGCUUGAGAAAGUCUAA